Messenger RNA from Balaenoptera acutorostrata (minke whale), 1712 nucleotides. RefSeq names its product cyclin dependent kinase 4 (gene CDK4). Gene Ontology annotation, molecular function: ATP binding; cyclin-dependent protein serine/threonine kinase activity; cyclin binding. The transcript is spliced from 8 exons. Bases 232 to 1143 code for a protein of 303 amino acids. The record is from RefSeq and is a predicted model, not a curated record. Gene Ontology annotation, biological process: signal transduction; regulation of gene expression; protein phosphorylation. Gene Ontology annotation, cellular component: cytoplasm; nucleus; cyclin-dependent protein kinase holoenzyme complex. Lineage: Eukaryota; Metazoa; Chordata; Mammalia; Artiodactyla; Balaenopteridae.
CCGCGCGCCUCUUUGGCAGCUGGUCACAUGGUGAGGGUGGGGGUAAAGGGGGCCGCUCUAGCUUGCGGACUGUGUCUAUGGUCGGGCCCGUAGCGUCCAGCUGUCCCGGACCGAGCUCGAGUGUAUGGCGCCGCAGGAACCGGCUCCGGGGCCCCGAUAACGGGCCGCCCCCGCAGCUCCAGACACGGGGUGAGGAGUCUCUGUGAUUGUAGGGUCUCCUCUGGUCUGAGAAUGGCUACCCCUCGAUAUGAGCCAGUGGCUGAGAUUGGUGUUGGUGCCUAUGGGACGGUGUAUAAGGCCCGUGAUCCCCACAGUGGCCACUUUGUGGCCCUCAAGAGCGUAAGAGUCCCCAAUGGAGGAGGUGCUGGAGGGGGCCUGCCCAUCAGCACAGUUCGUGAGGUGGCUUUACUGCGGCGGCUGGAGGCUUUUGAGCAUCCCAAUGUUGUGCGGCUGAUGGACGUCUGUGCCACAGCCCGAACUGACCGGGAGACCAAAGUGACCCUGGUGUUUGAGCAUGUGGACCAAGACCUAAGGACAUAUCUGGACAAGGCACCCCCGCCAGGCUUGCCAGUGGAGACCAUCAAGGAUCUGAUGCGCCAGUUUCUAAGAGGCCUAGAUUUCCUUCAUGCCAACUGCAUCGUUCAUCGAGACCUGAAGCCAGAGAACAUUCUGGUGACAAGUGGUGGGACAGUCAAGCUGGCUGACUUUGGCCUGGCCAGAAUCUACAGCUACCAGAUGGCACUUACACCUGUGGUUGUUACACUCUGGUACCGUGCUCCAGAAGUUCUUUUGCAGUCUACAUAUGCAACACCUGUGGACAUGUGGAGUGUUGGCUGUAUCUUCGCAGAGAUGUUUCGUCGAAAGCCUCUCUUCUGUGGAAACUCUGAAGCUGACCAGUUAGGCAAAAUCUUUGACCUGAUCGGACUGCCUCCAGAGGAUGACUGGCCCCGAGAUGUGUCUCUACCCCGAGGAGCCUUUUCCCCCAGAGGGCCCCGCCCCGUGCAGUCGGUGGUACCUGAGAUGGAAGAGUCUGGAGCACAGCUGCUGCUGGAGAUGCUGACUUUUAACCCACACAAGCGAAUCUCUGCCUUCCGAGCCCUGCAGCACUCUUAUCUACAUAAGGCAGAAGGUAACCCAGAGUGAGCCAUGGAAUGGUUGCAACAGAACCAGGAGAAGAGAAGCCAACAUUUCCCUUCCUUUGAACAUUUGAGUGGAGAGCCCCCCACUAAGAAGGUGAUCUCUGCCUUCAUCUCUGAGGCUAUGGAGACGACUCCAACUUUUUAUAGAGAAUAUUUUGCUGCCUUAAUGACAUUACCCUCCCACCCCUCCUUUUGAGGCUUAUCCUUCUCUUGCCCCCUCUGUGUCCUUACACCAAGGGGUAUGUCCCUUGUUCUUCCCCUUCCCUAUACCUUGAUAUUGGGAUCCUUUUUUAUACAGGAAAAACAACAAAACAAAGAAAUCUGGUCUUUUUUUUUUUUUUAAUGUUUCUUUCUCUGGUUGGCUUUGCCGUUUGGGGAUUUGAAAAAACCAUUUGGAAGAUGGAACUUCCCUGCACAUUCUCCUUAGGUCACAGGGCCUACAUAGUCAGUGGAGCCCCUCAACUAACUAAAGAGAAGAAAAGGCACUUACGUUGCUUCUUUGAUUAUGGAGUUUGAAUGGUUUUUAUUUUUGUAUUCACUGAACUUCCCCAAACCGAGUCCUGCUUAUUACAA